AGUGUGGUAGCGGCGCAGAGGAGACGAAAAGCUACAUCUCUGUUAUAGUCUGGGAAAACUUCAGUGUUGUCACGACACACGCGCGUACACCAGCUAAAGCUGCGUGUAUCUUUCGGGAUAGAACAAUUCCUAAUAAAUUUGAAAAAAUAAAAUUAAACAAUAAUAAAUCGAAAACUUUUGAACCCACAAUUAGGUUUAGAAGUUGUCUUCGAUAAUCAAAAUGAAGGAAAAAGAUGAAUGUUGUGGUACAUUAUUCGGAUGUUUUCCGCGUAUUCAAAUGAAAAAAAAAUCUAAACAAGAUCAUAAGUCAAUAUACCAAGAAAGUCCUGGAUCAGUUCAAACUUUCUACCGUGAAAAUCGUGGGAAAUCAUGUAGGAAAAUUAUGCGUUUUAAUGAAUAUCCAAAUAAAGUUUUACUGUAUCCCGAAGAAGGAUGGGCUAGAAGUGCUGUAUCAAGUUAUUGGACUUUAACUCCCAUAUGGUGGAACCGUAGUAAAUGUAAAGUAGUCGAAGUUACUGGAACUAGAAAAUAUACGACAAUUGCUAAAAUGGUAGAUAUUGACAAUGGAAAACUAUGCAUUAUAGGAUCUUUCAAAAAACGAAUUGAUCCAGAUUUUAAACUAUGCCUCACGUCCGAUGUGAACACUGCUGAUUUCAACAUGGGAUAUAGUCUGACCGGGUCACUAGAAUGUGGUUCUACGAAGAACAACAGCUUUCAAACAACGCAUUUUGCCGUUAUUCGAAGAAGGGAUUUCGAUGUGAAUAGACCUUAAUAACAAUAAAAUAACAAACGUACCUAAUCAAAUGCGAUUAUUUGAAAACAAAAACCGAUCGCACCUGGACACAAAAAAUAAUAACAUACUAUCAUUCUGUGAAUAAUAAACCAAUGGCUGAAUUGGUGUACAAAACAUAAAAACUAGCAUCGUUAUGAUCAAUAAAAACAAACGAUUAUAUUUUUGUAGAAAAAUACCUAAUUUGUAUGUAAUUUUAGACGUUGCUAUUAUAUUUUCUAUGAAACGGUUUCCACUGCCAACAUUUUUGAAAGAUUCAUUUAUACAAUUUUGUUUUAUUAUGGUAUAAUAUUAUUGUAGUUAUGUGAAUUAAUCUAAAAGGUAAAAGCUUCAUGCGUAGGAUUCUAUGAAUAGUUUAUGUAAGAAUUUUUUAUUGGGCGUACAUUCUAGUUGUAUGAUAAAAUGUAAUCAGUUCUAUUUUACUAUUGCUAAUUUUAUUGUAUCCUUUUAUUUCACUCAUCAUGUGAAAGAAAACUCAAAUUUACAUUUUAUUGUUAUUUAAAUUUUGAUAAAUACAAACAUGAAUUCCAUUCAAACUUAUUCCAUUCCUAAGAAAUGAUUACGAUCUUACUUAUUACCAAUGUAAAUUUUGAUUUUUUCGCCUUGUUGGUAAAAUAAGUAAAACAGUUUUAUUUAUCUUAACAUUAUAUGCAUUUAUUUGUUGAGUUGUAUAUAAAUUGUUUUGCGAUCUAUUUGUAUAUAAUAUGCAUCAAAGUAAAAAUAUACUCAAACAUAUGCUGGUUUUAGUUCUCCUAAACGUAUUAUUAAAAUUCAGUAAAAAGUUGAAAAAUGUUCAAAGUUUGUGUUUCAGUUUACGAAAUCCCUUUAAAAGUUUUUAUAGAAUUCACACGAGUUUCACUGUGAAUUUGUCUCAUCUUAUGUAUUUUUAACCGACGCAAAUUCAAUACACGAUUACGUGAUAAGAAUUCAAUAUAUACAUAAAUGUAUAAACGUGAUUUUACAUUUACAAAAAUCAUACUGAAAUUAUAACAGUACAUUAUUUUGUUUUCCUGUUUCAUUGAUACACCAUUUUUUUUUUUUGUUAUUUAAAUAUACUUAAUUUAGCUGAAACGAAUUUUUAUAUAAUAAGAAUUUACAAGAUUGUAUUAAAAUCGAUACAAUACAGCCAUUACGUCAGGAUACCCGUCCAAUAUGAAUAACGCUGCUGUUGGGUAAUUUCAGUUUUUACUGAGAUAUAAACAAUCAAUUAGAAAAUUAUUAAUUAUUUUAAAUGACCUCAUAAAACUACAAUUUAGUAUUAUAGAUGGAGAGAUACGAUAUGUACAUACCUAAUGAGUAAUUUUUUAAAAAAAUUAUUGGAGUUGUAUUUUUUGAAUUUAUUUUUUAGCAAAAUCAACUGCACGUUUUAACGAGAGUGCAGAACUUAAUUCGGAAUUGAAAAAUAAUAAUAUUUACGAAAUUGAUAUACAAAACUUAUGUUAUUAAGUUUCUCAUAGUUUACAAGGGUGUAGUGUUAAACAGGGUGAUAAAACUUAAAUACGAGCUGCACAUAUCACGUAAAAUAAUAAAUAUAUGUGUUCAAAUGAAUCAGAUGACAGGAUGUUUGUAAAUCUACUGUUUGAAGCAUUUAUAUUAUAGUUUUUCUUCAUAUAUCAGAAAAUAAUUUUUUUUGAUCAUACUAUCUCAUAGAAUAUGAAAGUAGCUCCUAUUAAUUAUUGUCACUCUGUGUUUUAAAAUGCAAUGCUUAAAAUGUUGUACUUAUAUUUUAUGUGCUUAUUUAAAGAGGACCUUGAUAUGUUAAUCACUCUGUAAUAGAAAAUUAAUAAAAUAAAAAAAUAUUGUGAAAUUAUAUUAAUUUUGUAGUAGUUUAAAUGUAAAUUGUUACACAGGUUGUGAAAAUGCUUUAAUACAAUUUUAAACGUUUAAAUAUUUAAGCAUCGAUUUAAAGCA
Messenger RNA from Daktulosphaira vitifoliae (grape phylloxera), 2701 nucleotides. RefSeq lists its product as uncharacterized. Lineage: Eukaryota; Metazoa; Arthropoda; Insecta; Hemiptera; Phylloxeridae. The record is from RefSeq and is a predicted model, not a curated record. The transcript has 4 exons. Bases 221 to 772 code for a protein of 183 amino acids.